Homarus americanus (American lobster) is the source of this 7648-nucleotide messenger RNA. It is a transcript of the gene mle, whose product is annotated as ATP-dependent RNA helicase A protein-like. The transcript has 19 exons. Gene Ontology annotation, molecular function: ATP binding; double-stranded RNA binding; 3'-5' DNA helicase activity. Lineage: Eukaryota; Metazoa; Arthropoda; Malacostraca; Decapoda; Nephropidae. Gene Ontology annotation, cellular component: intracellular anatomical structure; ribonucleoprotein complex; nucleolus. The record is from RefSeq and is a predicted model, not a curated record. The coding region runs from base 3561 to 6752 and encodes 1063 amino acids. Gene Ontology annotation, biological process: regulation of mRNA processing; positive regulation of transcription by RNA polymerase II.
GACUGAGUAUGGUUCAGCCAGAUGUAGUUACAGUACAUAAAGGAGGACAGUUUAGUGGUACCUUCAUAGUUGUUAGUAUAGAAGAGGACAAACUACUGUAUUUUGUUAUUCACUGUAAAAUAUGACAGUCAUUUUGGUAAGAAGGUCUUUAACCACAAGAAUAGUUAUGUCUGCUGAGUUAGUGACAGGUGAACUGUACAGUAUAGGGUGGUUCAUUUGGUUGGAACUACGAGUAUGUGGUGUAAUAAAUACUAAAGAUGUUAUGGGUACUCUUUUAUUAUAAUACUGUAUUGUAUAUUAAUAAUUUUUUUGUGAUAUCUGCUUUCCAAUAACAUAACAGGUAUCUCAGCUGAUCAAAAAAUUUAUUCUUACGCCUUUUUCACUAUUCGAAAAUGAUCCUCACUUGUACAAAAGAUGGUCUGAUCAAAAAUUCAAAUCCGCUCACCUUGUGUGCUGAGCCCUUAUUGCCCCAAAAUAAUAUAAUAUACCAAUAGUACGGUAUAUUUUAUAGUACAAUACUCUAUUUGGUUUAACAAUUACUGUAUAGUAGUUAGGUUCUAAAUUACAGUAGUUAAAUUUAGGAGCUAAAUUACAGUUGUUAGGUAGGUAGAUUUAGUUUUUCCUGAAACAAUUUCAAUUUUUAUUUUUUGGUAUAAUUUUUUUAAUCAGACCGUUAUUUUUACUAUUUAUUCCAUUAUUUUUACUAUUUAUUCUGUUAUUCCCUGUCCAAAAUUUGCUGUUUGAAUAGUUUUUAAGGCACCUAACAAAUUCAGGUUAGGUUUGUUGAGGAAGGCUUCUGUAAUUUGAUAACAGCUAUCUGCUUCACAGGUGCUGACCUUAAUGAAGCUAUUUAACAAAUUACAGAAGAUAUCUUUAACAAAGUUCAUAGUAAUUGGGGAGUAAGUUUACAAGAAUCUAUUAGUAAUAAUAAUGUUGAACAAAUACUGUAGGUCCUAUGAUUAGAAAUAUUUUUUCAGUCUUUACUACUGCUCUGGUUGAUUAGGAAAAUUCGUGAAAAUUAUUUCACCUAGUCUAAAUGUUAAUUGCUUCUUCAUAUUGUUGAUUAGAUUAAUUGGGUUAGAAUGUUUUAUGUACAGUAUUGCUUGAGGUGGUGAGUUAGUGAUAGGUUAGCACUUUUCUAGAUUGUCCUAAUUGUGUGGGUGUGUGUGGAUGUCAGCCUUGCUACAUUUCCAACUAAACGGCUUUACAGGCACAACAGACUCGACAAGAUACUUUAGUGUGUGCAGCAGUGAUGUGGAGUGAAGCAAAAUUGAAUAAAGUUUUCUUUUUUUGGUUUUGCCCUUUUGGAAGUUAGUUGUUUAGGAUAUUGGUGUCAUUGUACGCUGCUUUUCCUUUUGUGUCUUUGUGGAGGAGUGCGGUCCUAUAGUUGCCGGGGUGGUUGUUUUGCUGGUCGGGUACUGUAUCGUAAGGAUUUGAUAGCGAGUCAGUCCAAAGUCUCCCGUGAUGAAUAUAGUGGUAAGGGUUUUUAGAUGGACCACUUUAGGGUUUUUUUACUUUUAAUAUGGGGAUUAUGUCUCUCUUUCUGUAUGGAGAGCACUUGGUUAUGUAGCCAGAACCAUUUGAACAUUUUACUUUGGUGUGUAAAGCUGUUGGACUUUAGAUAAUUUGUGGACCUGCUGCUGAUUGAUGGUUGUUUCAAAUUGGUGAGAAGUGAAAGGGGGUUGUAUUAGAUAUGUUUUGAUUUUGUUCAUUGCUCUGGUGACUUACUGCUGUAGGAAGUGGUUCUGAUGCUUUACUGCUUUGGCUGAAGAAGAGUAAGCUUUUGAAUUUUAGGUUUAUUUAAUAUAUUUAGUCAUUAAAAUCUUAUUGCAAAUGAAAGAAAAUUUUCAGGUAUCCUAGUAAAAACAUAUUGAACUUGUUCGGUGUGUUCAGACUUUGAUACCUGUAUGGUAAUGUGUAUGCAAUAUUUUAGUGAAAUUAUUAUGCAUUAAAUUAUUGCCUUAUUAACCUGGUAAAUAAUCCAGGUUUCAAAGGCAAAAGGCCUUUUUCUCUGUCAUUUUUAUGAGAUAAUGAGAAAAAGGCAUGUUACUUUUUCUCAUAAUCUCAGGAAAAAAAGCUGAGUCUGUGAGGAACAUUGCUCUAUGACAAACAAAGCCUCUUGAAGACCACAGGCUGGGCCCAGAGUUGACUAAUCUCUGAGCUUAGCUUGUUUCUUGCACUGUUCCAGCCUUAUGAUGUGCACUAUUGUAAGUGAUGACAUGGUGCUGUAUUUACCUAACUGUAGAGUAAAUACUUUGGAAUUAGUCACUGCUGAAGUGUAAAUUUUAAAGACUCUUUUUGUAUAAACAGAACAAGUUUCCUAAAUCCAGUUGACUGAAAAUCUUUAAGAGUAUUAAUAACUGUUAGUAGGACAGUUGGCUGCCUUUGUACAAGGAAUCACUAUUUUGUGAAGGUGAGAGAUUUUCCCAACUCAUUUUGACUGACCUCUGGCUAUACUCAGACUAUGGCUUCCCUUAAGAGCACUAGUAUUGUCUGUGCAUGAUAGCACAUUGUCAGUGAAGAGACUUACAGGGAUAGGUUGAAAAACAAAAAAGAAUAAAGUUAUUAAUAGACAAUAGUAAUGUUUAAUGUUUUUGAUUUUAUGAAAGACGAUGAGAUGGUUACCGGUCAUAAACACUGUUAUUGGGUAGACAUCAUAGAGUACAGUACAGUAUAUACCGUAGCUCUGUUUGUAUUACUAUUUGUAGCCAUAUUGUUUUCUUAGCUGUUACUUGGUCUUUCAUGCCUUGAUGGACAUGAUACUUUACCCAUCCCUUGCCUAUAGGCAGAUGAAAUCCCUUACGGAAUUUGUUAUCUUUGGGUUAAAGGUCAAGAUAUUUGUUGUAAAAGAUGUAUGUAGUUUUUCAUCCGUAACCAUAAUUUUUGUUUUUACAUGAUGGGGCCUAAGUACAGUCGUGAGCAAUAGUCAUGCGACUUAUGGUACUUUUAAUACAAAGACUUAAAAUGCCCAACAAUGAAGGUUGUAGCAAAUAACAAACUGCCUGCCUGAAUGACUUAUAAGCUGUUAAGUGGUAGAAAUUAUAAAUUGGAUUAGAAAGAAAGCAACAUUUGUUUAGGAAAUUCUGAAGAGUUUCUACAGACUUCUGUAUCUUACGUUAGUGUUUCCGUGGACAAUGGCAGCUAACCAUUCUAGUAUAAUAUCUGUUAUGGGAAUGAAAUAUUGUAUUGUAUAUAGGUUAUGAUUUAACUGCAUGUAACUAGUAACUUUCACCUAAUGUUCAUGAUGAUAUAUUCCUCUUAACAGUAAUGAUAUCUGAUGGUCUGAUUGGUUAUUUCACCUUAAUUAUUGAGGAUUAAGAAAAUAUAUGGUAUGGACUUGGAACUUGAUCUUGAAACUCAUGAAGUAUUAUCCAAUUAGGGAACACAAAAUGAUCAUUAUAAAGACGACAAGUCAAAUAAAAGUAUAUGAGGUCAUCCUCAACAUCUUGUGGCUGGAAAACCUUCUUCCAUGAGCAGUGUUCCCCACAGGCAGCAGCUGAUGGGACCACCACCAAGACCACGACCCAGUGUAAUCAUUUAGAAGGAGUUUUGUGGCUGAAAUGUCCUUCUAUGUAAAAGCACUUCAAAGGAAUAUUAAUGCACGAGAAACUGGGUCAAACAAACAAGCUGCCAGUAAGAGUUGUUCCCUGUCACUCGUGCGACAACUCUACCACUUGAAUGUGAUUGAAGCAUUUUCUGGAACACUUAAGAAGAAGGAAACUGAGCAGCUCAAACCUUAUGGAGUUUCUCUCUCACCCGAACACAUAGCCCUCAUAGAUUCUGUGAUAAAGAUUACAGGUGUUCACCCAAUGGAACCAUCUGGGGAUCCUUCUCAACCCUGCACUCUGAUUCCUGAUGUUAAAUUAACUGAUUUUGAAACCUCAGACGGCCCUAAGACUACAGGUGGAGUUGUGUCUUGGUCACCGCCUCAGCCAAACUGGAAUGCAUGGACAAGCUGUAAUUUGGAUGAGGGUCCUUUAGCUACACUUUCUUUGGAUCAGAUUAGUUCUGAUUUACAAAAGACCCAUCGAGAUCGCCUACAGACAGACCAGGUGCUUCAGUCAAGGACUCAACAGAGAACACAGUUACCAGUGUUUCACAUGAAGCAGAAUAUAAUGUCCGCGAUAUAUGAUAACCCAGUCACUGUCAUCAGGGGGAACACCGGCUGUGGAAAGACAACUCAGGUUUGUCAGUUCAUCUUAGACGAUUACAUUCAGUCAGGAUCAGGAGCCUACUGUAAUAUAGUCAUCACUCAACCUCGACGUAUAUCUGCGGUGUCCGUUGCCGAUCGCGUUGCUGCCGAGCGAGCGGAAGACAUCGGCGAGAGUGUUGGCUAUUCUGUUCGGUUUGAGUCAGCACUACCAAGACCAUAUGGAGGAAUUUUGUUCUGUACUGUUGGAGUUUUGUUGAGAAAGCUGGAAGCUGGACUGAGAGGUGUUUCUCACGUGAUUGUUGAUGAAAUUCACGAGAGGGACAUUAAUACAGACUUCAUCCUCAUUGUCCUCCGUGAUAUGGUACGAGCCUUCCCAGAUCUUCGCAUUAUUCUCAUGUCUGCCACCAUAGACAUUUCUCUCUUCUCUGAGUAUUUUGGCAACCCGUGUAUAAUUGAGGUGGAAGGACGAGCCUUCCCUGUACAGCAGUACUUCCUGGAGGACUGUAUUGAACUCACUAAAUUUGUUCCAUCUCCAGAUUCCAGAAAACGGAAUAAGAAGGAGAAAGAUGAGGAGUUGCCUGGUGAAGAACCUGAAGAGAAUCUGAAUAUUGUACGCUCUGAUAAGUACUCACCAGCCACAAAGCAGUCCUUGGCCAUGAUGAAUGAGAAAGAUAUGAACUUUGAGUUGGUGGAAGCCUUACUUAAAUAUGUUGAUGGCCUUGACACACCAGGAGCAGUGUUGAUAUUCCUUCCCGGUUGGAACCUCAUCUUCACUCUCAUGAGACAUCUUAAGCAACACCCAGUGUUUGGUGGACACCGUUACUGUGUGUUACCUCUACACUCGCAGCUUCCAAGAGAGGACCAGCGCAGAGUAUUUGACCCUGUUGCUGAUAAUGUCAGAAAGAUUAUCCUGGCAACCAACAUUGCUGAAUCCUCCAUCACCAUUGAUGAUGUGGUGUUUGUGGUUGACUCGUGCAAAGCAAAAAUGAAGCUCUUCACGUCACACAACAACAUGACCAAUUAUGCUACAGUGUGGGCCUCGCGUACCAAUCUGGAGCAGCGCAAGGGUCGUGCUGGAAGAGUCAGAGCCGGCUGUUGUUUCCACCUGUGCACUUUGGCCAGGUUUGAGAAACUAGAGGAGCACAUGACACCAGAGAUGUUCCGCACCCCCCUACAUGAAGUGGGUCUCUCUAUUAAGCUUUUACGUCUUGGGGCCAUUGGGGAGUUUCUUUCCAAGGCUAUUCAGGCUCCACCUAUCGAUGCUGUUAUUGAAGCAGAAGUCACAUUAAGAGAAAUGAAAUGUUUGGACUUGAGAGAUGAGCUAACUCCACUUGGUCGUAUCUUGGCUAGACUGCCAAUAGAGCCUCGCCUGGGUAAGAUGGUGAUUCUUGGUUGUAUAUUCUUCUGUGGUGAUGCCAUGUGUACUAUUGCUGCUCACAACUCAACUUCUCCUGAAAUUUUCAUAAUCCCUCCAGAACACCGUCGACUUAGCCCAUUCCAACGUGCUUUUGCUGGCAAUAGAUUCAGUGACCACAUAGCAGCACUCAGUGCAUUUAAUGCAUGGGAGGAAGCCCGAGCUGGAGGAGAAGAUGCUGAGAUACGGUUUUGUGAUUACAAAGGGCUCUCUAUGCCAACCCUUCGGGUUACUUGGGAAGCCAAGAAUCAGCUGAAGGAGUUACUUGUGAAUGCUGGCUUCCCAGAGGAGUGUCUUCUGCCUCAGUCAUAUAACUUCUAUGGUCCAGACCCUAAGUUGGACCUGGUAGUGGGUCUCCUCGUCCUUGGACACUACCCUAAUGUCUGUGCCCACAAGGAUAAACGAAAGGUGCUGACCACAGAAAAUAAGGCUGCUCUCAUUCACAAGUCAUCUGUCAACUGUAGCAACUAUGAAAUGACCUUCCCCUCUCCAUAUUUUGUCUUUGGAGAAAAGAUUCGUACACGAGCAGUAUCAUGCAAGCAGAUGACAAUGGUGACACCGCUCCAUCUGAUGCUGUUUGGAGCUAGACGUGUAGAAGCUGUGGAGGGUGUUGUUCGUUUAGAUGGAUGGAUCAACUUGGACAUGCCAGCAGAACUUGCAGCCAAGGUUAUGGUAUUGAGGCCAAGUGUAGAGUCCCUCGUUAUUAAGGGAGCAAUUACCCCAGAGGGUGUAACAGAACCUUCACAUCAAGAUGAACAGGUCAUGAACUGUCUGCGUCAGCUGAGCCGCCUGAAUGCUGGUCGUCACAACAUGGAACAGAUUAGUACGGGAGGCUUCAACACACCAAGACCUCCGCGCCAGUUUGGUGGACCGCCGAUGAAGAGAAUGAGGACAGAUGAUGGACCAGGUAGAGAUAUGGGUGGAGGGUUCAGAGGAGGUUACAGCAACAACAGUGGGUUUGCGGAAAGGGCCAGUAGGGGCUAUGGUGGUGGCCGGGGUGGGUAUGGAGGUGGCUUCAGAAACAGUGGUUUUAGAGGUGGUGGGUACGGUGGUGGUGGUGGUAGCAAUCGUGGAGGUUAUGGUGGCUAUCGUGGAGACCGGGGUGGCUAUGGUGGAGGUAGAGGCUUUGGUGGAAAUCGAGGAGGUUAUGGUGGAGACCAAGGAGGCUAUGGUGGGAACCAUUGAUGCCCUGGGGAUGACACUUGCCAAGUAAGUUUUGUUUCUUGAACUGAGCUUCAUAUUAUGCUUAUACUAAAGCUGAGGUACUGGUGUUGUGUACUGCUAGGGAUUGUGAGCUGGUGAAUUGUAACCUAUGAGAUGUUUGUUUCCUUUUAUUUGGGGUUUUCUCUUAAAUAGUUAAAAUUACAAUGAAGGUUUUGAUGGAUGUCAUAUACAAGUUUUUGUAAAUAGUAUGUUGGGCAAUACACAGAUGGUUCCAAAGUUAUCCGAGGCAUUAUUUAUUAGUUUUGCUCGGAGGGUUUUAGGAACAUGACUACUGGAGAGGGAAUAGAAGUGAAAGGUUUAGAUGCAUUUCCCAUCUGCCGAUUAUUAUUAUUAUUUUUUAAGUGUUAUAUGUCAAGGAACACAUUAAGAUUGCUCGCCACCAGUUGACAGUUAGGGAGUAAAUACUAGCCCUUAGAUCAGUCUCUUAAUAACCAAAUCUGAUAACUAUAUUUAGAUAUUUCUUUUAUUUAUUAGCUUUAUUUUAUAUACCUCUGGGCAUUCCAAAGGAAAACUAUUUUUUUUUUAUGUAAAGAUAUUACACAAUGUUGAAAUUAUAACUCUUCAAGCAUAAGAGUAGGCUUAAGUUUUAAGUUGUCUUAUCUUGAAAUAUAAGAAAAGUAUCGAUUGUAAUUUUUACUUUCUAGUAAUAUUACGUUUUCUACUAUGUAAUUCUGAUUGUAUAUUUGUUAUCAAUUUCAUAGGAUAUUAGAGUGAAAAUAGUGUAUUGCUGUAUUAAUAUAUUAGUACUGUACAGAGUUAGCAAGUGAGUUACUUUUAUUAACAAAAAUUCAUGUCUCAAAACACUAACAAAUAUUGGGAAAUAAAGAACUGAACACAUGUUGUUUAUAUAUGAUUCA